CGGAUGUUGGGUUAAAUCAUUCUUAUUUAUGUUAAACAUUACCAAGAAUAUAAACAGAACAAGAAAGGCUGGGGAGGGGUGAAAUUCAUGUCAGGGAGAAUAUUUUGAUCUCCUGCAGGACUGACAGCCUUAUUUUCUUCUCAGAAAUCCUAGAAAACAGAAAACACAGGAAACUAUGUUAUUGAGAAACACUCCCUUCAAUUUAGACAUGAGUCCAGCAAAGAAGAAAAAUUCCUCAUGUGGAGAAACUUAACGCACCCUGCCAACUCAGCCGUCCGUUCGGCUCACUGACCCCCGAACUCAAUGUAACUGUGCCUCCAGUGAGUUGAAGCGGUGGGAUAUUGGACAGCUCGGCAAGUCAUGGCGGAGCCUUGGCAAGUCACAGUGGGACAUCGGCAAGUCAUGGCGGGACCUCAGAUGGAAUUUAAAAAAAAAACAAACUUCAAAUUUGAAACUACCAAAGUUACAUUCAUAUGGAUCCUCAGAAAGUGUUGAAAUACUUGAUGAUGCUUUUAGAUACUUAGGUGAGCUGAGGAAAUGAGAUCUGUCCUGCAGUAAGGCACCGGGUGGAAGUUUUGAAGAUGCACCCACUCAGCUGGCCGUGUCGAAGCAUCUGGAAGGCCUAGGUCCUCGCCAGUGCUCACCAACAUGGAUGACAUGGCAUCAUGGUUUCAUGGUGUCACUGAAUAACUGUAAAGAGAAGCCAAGGCACUGCUGGUAUGUUAACAGCCUAACUGUACCUUCAGUCUUAAAUCUUCAAGCACUGGACUCAUCAGCCAACAAAGAGAAAGGCAGCUCUUCGCUGUUCAGCAGGCUCCAAUUUUUACUGCUAUUAUAAUUGUUACUAAUCAACAACUGUGCUUUGGAAGGUGAGUCUUUCACAGCGCUGGCCCACAGAGACUCGGUCCUUGCCAUGCUCCAGGCCAGCGCUCCCCUAGCUUCAGUGGUCUCAUUGCCACGUGUCUGGAUUGGGGAAGCGCCUCAUGCCAACCUGGAGUUCAUCUGGGGUCCCAGAGGAUCUGUAGGUGUGCUUGAUGGACAGCCUGAAGUUGGCUAUGCCUUUCUGCGAGGUCUUUCUUGGAAUAAAUAUGUUGCUGGCAACCUGAAGCUGCUUCUGGAAACGUUAAAGCCUUCAGCAGCUCUUCGAGUGCUGAGGCUGAGCAGCUGUUCCCUGAUGGGGACAUGGCAGCCUGGGGUUUGCAGGGACUGA
Messenger RNA from Cavia porcellus (domestic guinea pig), 1210 nucleotides. RefSeq names its product leucine rich repeat containing 31 (gene Lrrc31). The record is from RefSeq and is a predicted model, not a curated record. NCBI's taxonomy places the organism in Eukaryota, Metazoa, Chordata, Mammalia, Rodentia, Caviidae.